This is a messenger RNA of Anolis carolinensis (green anole), 1318 nucleotides long. RefSeq lists its product as uncharacterized. Gene Ontology annotation, molecular function: nucleic acid binding. The transcript is spliced from 6 exons. The record is from RefSeq and is a predicted model, not a curated record. Bases 225 to 902 code for a protein of 225 amino acids. NCBI's taxonomy places the organism in Eukaryota, Metazoa, Chordata, Lepidosauria, Squamata, Anolidae.
GCCGACCCCGAGAGACGGCGGAAGAUCUUUCUCGAAAGCCACUUCACCGAGACCGGGAACCACCUUGGGCAGAAGAAGACGGUGCAUCGCAUCCAGAGCCGGUACUACUGGCUGGGGAUCGUCAAGGAUGUGGUGGACUGGAUCAAGAUGUGUGAAACCUGCCAAAAUGCAGAGCACGGCAAGAAUCUGCUGAAAAAGCCUCGACCUGUCAAAGUGGAAUCGCCAUGGGAAGUUCUCAGACUGGAUGUCUAUGGUUUGGUGCAUCCAAGAAUAUCUUCUGCAAUUUGAACUGGGACUUUUGUGAAGAGGUGAUCAGACUUCUCUUGGAGCGAUGGAACAUUUCCCAGCUUCUGACCCCAUCUGAUCCAGCCAGUUGCACUAGCCUGGACAGCCAAACCAAUGAACUCUUGAAAUCCGCCAUUUGCAACCUUGUGAACGAGAAGCCAAGUGACUGGGAUGAAACCCUUGAUGCGGUCCUGUUUGGGCUCCGCACAGCUGUCAGCCCUGUAACCAAAUACACCCCCUUUUUCCUCUUGCACAACAGAUACGCCUGCCUGUCCUCAGAGGCUGCAUACAUCAAAGACUCCUCUAAGGAGGAUGGGACCGAUUCCUUUAAAAAUAAUGGCCUCCCAUCCUUCAGUGCUGCUGCGCAGGAGCAACAGAACGCUGUGAAAGAGAUUGUGAUUGCCAACAUGGCUGCUUCCUACAAACAGGAACAGAAGGGCAUCCGGAAGAAAACCAGAGGCCUCUCAUCACUAACUUAUAAAAUUGAGGACGGCGUUUUUGAGGACAAUGAUGAGCAGGCGAUGAAGAGGCUGAAGAAGAACCAGUUUAUGUCAUUUCAUAUUGAGGCAGUCUUACCUCCAGAAGAGAGUGUAUCUAGUACGAAGAAAACUAGCUAAACAAGGCUCUCUGUGAUUGGGUCUCCCUAUAUAGAGAGAAGUGGAAUUCAACAAUUUGUUCAUAUGCCAAAGACUCUGCCGGGGCCGAGGGGCCCUAAAAGACUAAGUGAUAUUUAUAAAGAAGGCCAUCUUUUUUUACAGCUAGAUAACAUUGAAAGUUUAGGUUUUGAUUGUGUUUUUCAUCCAUUAACAUAAGAUUAUUUCUAUACUGGAUACACUACUAGAUUUCCAAUUAUCCUUGUGCAAAUACAGACCGUCUUUCCCAGCAAACCAAAGGUGGCUACGCAAUAUUUUUGUAGGUUUUCAACAACAACAAAAAUACAAGUUAAAGGAAAUCCCAAUGUUUGAACACAUUAACAAAUCUGAUAGGCAGCAGUGGAACCAGUAUGCAAAUAAAUGUGUUUACCAUAAUAUAA